UCAUAUUUUGUCCGUUAUCAUUUUUACAAUGCCUUUGUCUGAGUCUCAGAAGAAGUAUUUGCAACGAGGAUUACUUAUUGUUCACGUGACCUUAUCUGGCAUCGUUUUGGUUGGAGGAAUACUCGAGUUUGCUCUCAUACCGCCAUUGUUUGACGUCGGAGGAGACAGAAUACGCAUCAAAGAUGACAUUUUUAAGAAUGAUCCCAGAGCGUCGAGAGAUAGCAUCAGACGGCUUAUGGAUAUUCCAGUGGUUGUAAACAAUCUGAUUUACUUUGGAUUGUGCAUGUAUUUCCAUUUCACUGGACUCUCAUACAUUCUCACUUUGUGCGUCUACACGUUCAGCUUUUCUUUCAUUUUGGUGAACUAUAUGGCUAAAGACUUUUUUCUCUGGAAUUAUCUCAGCUCUCGUGUGGGUGGAAUUAUUCUCAUGAUAUCGACAUUGACGAUGUCGUUUGUUGCCAACGCUGUCUCUCUUGCAUGGAAACGAAAGAAAUUAUACUUUGAGUUUAAAAUCAGGAGCAAGGAUGUUCACAGGCUAACGCUUCUGAGGGAUGCAGAUGAACUUGGAGAUGUCAAUAUUGAGGAUCAGUUUUUGAGCUCGUCGGACUUUGAACAUUCUCAAGUUGUGAUUCGUAAGAAUGCCUGGGUGUCCGUCAUCUGGAAUGUUAUUGCUCUCUCCAUCAUCACUGGCCUCUGUCUUAUCCUCUGGUUUUCUCGUAUGUACAUGUCAUAUGGCUGCUUUUCAAAUCGGAGUGAAGUACUUUUGCUUUGUCAAAUGACUAGUGAGGUUGAAUGUUAUCCGUGUUCCAAUUGUACUAGUGAAGGUAUUGACGUUUGCCGAAAACAGUCGAUAGAAAUGUUUCACUGUCUUUCUCCUAUGGAACAAGUCAACAAAUCAGUGGGAGCAAUAUGCCUUUUCAACUACAAUAUUGGUUUCUUUACUUUCCUUCUCGUCUUCGCCAACAUCGGCGGCGUAUUCUUCCUGUUCGUGAGAGCCACACAAGCUCUAACCAACAUGUUCAUCCGUAACGUCUACCGAUUAUACGUCCGGUAUCUACGUCUCUAUCACAAUUGGAAAUACAGAGAAAGACAAGGCAACAACAACACACAACACAUCAACAUCGUUGAAUCUCGAGACUCAUAAUCAUCAUUGGGCCGGUAAGACGACGUUCUCAGCCAAUUUUCAAAGUCUGUGUUUAUCGAAUCAGGUCACUCAUAGUUAUGUAUUGAAUCAUUAUUAUUUGUGGUCUUUCGUUACUGUUUUUAUUGCCUGGCGUGAUUGUCUCAGUAUUUUGUAUUGGAUUUGUAGCACAAGUAGGCAUUGUACACAUAUCGCUUGACAAAUUGAAAUCUAAUUUGUAACUGUUGGUUAUGACAUCAUUGAUAUGACGUCAUAUGACACAUGACGU
Corticium candelabrum is the source of this 1409-nucleotide messenger RNA. RefSeq lists its product as uncharacterized. NCBI's taxonomy places the organism in Eukaryota, Metazoa, Porifera, Homoscleromorpha, Homosclerophorida, Plakinidae. The transcript has 9 exons. Bases 29 to 1144 code for a protein of 371 amino acids. The record is from RefSeq and is a predicted model, not a curated record.